AUGUCGAAGGAUGAAGCCCCGGGCAGCUCGCAGCUGAGCCUGAGCGGCUUCAGCUCCCUCUUCUCCAUCUCCAGCACCAACCACGCCCCUCGUCCACCUCCACAUCCUCACCACCACCUCGACCUGCCCUCUCUCUCCCUCAGCAUCGGCACCGACGGGGAGGAGGGUCAGGUCGUCAGCAGCAGUGACCAUGACGCCACCGCCCGUGUCUGGAUGAUGAACAACAGGGAGUCGGCCCUGCGGUCCAGGGCCAGGAAGAAGGCCUACGUGCAGGAGCUCGAGAAGGAGGUCCGCCGGCUCGUCGACGACAACCUCAAACUCAAGAGGCAGUGCAAGCAAUCGAAGUUG
Lolium perenne is the source of this 348-nucleotide messenger RNA. RefSeq lists its product as uncharacterized. Gene Ontology annotation, molecular function: DNA-binding transcription factor activity. Gene Ontology annotation, biological process: positive regulation of DNA-templated transcription. Gene Ontology annotation, cellular component: nucleus. The record is from RefSeq and is a predicted model, not a curated record. NCBI's taxonomy places the organism in Eukaryota, Viridiplantae, Streptophyta, Magnoliopsida, Poales, Poaceae.